AUGAAAGAUCUCGGACAUCUCAAAUACUUUCUCGGAUUGGAGGUAGCUUGCAGUGCGGAAGGUUUCUACCUUUGCCAACGGAAAUAUUGUACCGAUGUUGUCACUGAAGUGGGCAUUCUGGUAUGUAAACCUGCUGGUUUUCCUAUGGAUAAAAGACACGGUGUUUCCCUAGCCAAAGGCUCUCCUUUCCCUGAUCCUGAACGCUACCGACGACUUGUUGGAAGACUGGUGUAUCUAGCUGCUACGCGUCCUGAUUUAACAUAUUCUAUUCAUAUACUUACGCAGUUUAUGCAGAAACUAGACAAUGCUCAUUGGGAUGGGGCUAUGCAUGUUGUUCGUUAUUUAAAAGGUACACUUGGACAAGGCAUCAUGUUGCGUGAAGCUCCACCAUUACACAUCACCGGUUGGUCUGACUCUGAUUGGGAAGGCUGUCCGGUAACCCAAAGAUCAUUGACUGGUUGGCUUGUUCAGCUUGGAACGUCUAUUAUCUCAUGGAAGACAAAGAAACAAGGUACAGUUGCUUUAUCUUCAACUGAAGCCGAAUACAGACCUAUGACAGAGGCAGUAGAGGAACUGAAAUGGAUCAAAGGCCUACUUCGUGAUUGUGGCAUCGAUCAUACACGACCAAUGACUUUGAUGUGUGAUGAUCAAUCAGCUAAUUUACUUGACCAAGAAUCAUGUUUUCCAUGA
Brassica napus (rape) is the source of this 690-nucleotide messenger RNA. Its product is annotated as secreted RxLR effector protein 161-like. The transcript has a single exon. The record is from RefSeq and is a predicted model, not a curated record. NCBI's taxonomy places the organism in Eukaryota, Viridiplantae, Streptophyta, Magnoliopsida, Brassicales, Brassicaceae. Bases 1 to 690 code for a protein of 229 amino acids.